AGGAAGUAUGCACAAGCAUGACAAAAUGACAGAAGAGUAGCUGGGAAUAUAAGCAAAGCAUCCAGGAAAGCUGUAACUGGGGGAAGCCUUUCCUGGCAUAAGUGUAAAAUCAAUUCUGCAGAAUUAAUAGCAAGGAUGAUGCAUCUGCCAUGCUUGUGAAAACAUGAAAAAUUUAUUAUUUGGAAUAUCAAAUCUGUAUUUCACCUCAUGAAAAGAGCACAUUCUAUGUGAUUUUACAACGGCUACUUCUCAAAAUACAUUUAGAAAAUGCUCCUCUCGUUCAUUGCUGGCUUGUUCGUGCAUUUUGUUUUCUUCACUUCGAUUUUUGACAUCUACUUUACAUCACCAUUGAUACAUGGGAUGACCCCGCAGCGCACACUACUGCAACCACCAGCAAAUCGCUUGGUGCUGUUCGUGGCUGAUGGCUUGAGAGCUGACACUUUUUUUGAGUUGGAUGAAAAUGGCACAUCCAGGGCACCGUACCUCAGAGAUAUAAUCCACACAAGAGGUAGCUGGGGUAUUUCUCACACUCGAGUCCCUACAGAGUCUAGGCCUGGACAUGUGGCUCUUAUAGCUGGCUUUUAUGAAGAUGUCAGUGCCGUUGCAAAAGGUUGGAAGGAGAACCCUGUUCAGUUUGAUUCUGUGUUCAAUGAGAGUGCAUACACAUGGAGUUGGGGAAGUCCAGAUAUCUUACCCAUGUUUGCAAAAGGUGCAAGUGGGGAGCAUGUUUACACACAUUGCUACUUGGCAGAAACUGAGGACUUUGCUGCUAAGGAUGCUACCAAACUGGAUACCUGGGUUUUUAAAAAUGUGAAGGAAUUCUUUAUUUCUGCCCGGGAAAAUCAAACCCUAUUUAAUAAGCUAAAUGGUGAAAAGGUUGUGUUUUUUCUUCACUUGCUUGGUUUAGAUACAAAUGGACAUGCUCACAGACCAGGCUCAAGGGAGUACAAAGAAAAUGUGAGAAAAGUUGACGAAGGAGUCAAAGAAAUCGUGGAAUUGAUUGAAGCUUUUUAUGGAAAUGAUGAUAAAACAGCAUUCAUCUUCACCUCUGACCAUGGAAUGACAGACUGGGGGUCUCAUGGAGCUGGCCACCCAUCUGAAACCUUGACACCACUGGUUGCGUGGGGGGCUGGGGUUCAUUACCCUAGAAGAAUUACAUUGCAGCAUGUAGGAGACACCUUCUCAAAACAGUGGAAACUGGAUGGCUUGGAUAGACUUGAUGUCAAUCAGGCAGAUGUUGCCCCUCUGAUGGCUUCCCUCAUUGGUGUUCCUUACCCUCUGAAUUCUGUGGGAAUUUUGCCUGUGGAAUAUCUUAAUAGCAGCGACCUCUUUAAAGCAGAGAGUAUGCUUACAAAUGCACUUCAGAUAUUGGAACAGUUUAAGGUCAAAAUGACUCAAAAGAAAGAAACCACCCUAUCUAUUCUAUUUUCUCCAUUUGCUUUGCUUUCAGAGUCUGAACAGCUUGACAUUUUGAGGAAAACAAAAUCUUACAUUCAAGGAGGAAAUUACAAAGAAGCGUUGAUUUUGUGCAGAUCUCUUAUCGACCUUGCAUUAGAAGGACUCUCUUACUAUCAUACCUAUGAUAGAUUUUUCCUUGGCAUCAGCGUUGUCAUGGGGUUUACUGGUUGGAUUUUGUAUAUUAUUUUAAUCAUCAUAAAAACACAAACCGAUAUCAUCCAGACUUCGUCAAAUUCUAGAAAGGAAAGUUCUCACCUCUCAAGAUAUGGAUUCACUGCUCUAGGGAGUUUUAUCACCUUCUUUUUGAUGAUCCAGUCGUGUCCUUGGACCUACUAUGUUUAUUGCCUUUUACCCAUUCCAGUUUGGCACGCUAUUUCCAUCGAAGUCUGGAUACUUAACAAGUUUGUAGAUUACAUGCUUUCCAUUUCACUGGCUAGAACUAUGGGUUUUCUCCUUGUUAUCAUCUUGGCAGUUGAAUUAAUGGUCCUUAGUUUUUUCUACCGAGCAGUGCUUACAGUGGGUUUGAUUGCAUUUGCUUGCUGGCCAAUCGGUACAAAAAUGUACACUCAAUCUAAGAUAACAACUUUGGUUUGGGUUGUCUUUUGUUUGCUGCUAGCAGUGUUUCCCUUGAUGCCGGUUGUUGGAAGAGAGCCUAACAUCACUCUGGUCAUCUGUGCCGGAUUUGCUUCUCUUUGUAUUUCCUUGACCUCAAUAUGGUAUCUUCGGAAAAGCAAAGACAGAAAAUUUGGAGACCAGAAUUUGGCUUUGAACAUCUGCCAGGUGCUGAGUCUUGCCGUUUCCACAUAUGUUGUGAGUAGCACCCAUGCCAGCCUAGCCAUCAAACAAGGGGUUCCUCUGAUUAAUCACAUAGUCAGCUGGGCAACAUUAGCAUCUGCCUUGGCUGUGCCGCUGCUUAGUACCACCUUUCUGUUCCAGAGGCUUCUUUGCAUAUUUAUUUCUUUUGUAUCCACAUACCUGUUGCUGAGCACCGGGUAUGAAGCUUUGUUUCCUGUGAUUUUGUCAUGUUUAAUGUUUGUCUGGAUAUUUAUGGAGCAGGAAACACUUGUGAAGAAUGGACUUUCUGGCAGAAGGAAGCUUAACAGUAUUGACUUCUCCUGCAGUACUGAUAUAUCUCAGGUUCGACAGCUGAAUUUGGAUGACAUUCGAAGAUCCUUUUUCUUGGUCUUCUUCAUAAUCACAGCCUUUUUCGGCACCGGAAAUAUAGCAUCUAUUAACAGUUUUGAUCCUGCCUCCGUGUACUGCUUUCUAACUAUAUUUAACCCUUUUGUAAUGGGAGGCCUGAUGAUGUGGAAGGUUCUCAUCCCUUUUAUUUUGGUGAUGUGCGCUUUUGAAACGGUCCAGAUCUCAGCACAGAUUUCCUCUAAAAGUCUGUUUCUCAUCGUUCUUGUGAUAUCAGACAUUAUGUCUCUGCAUUUUUUCUUUCUUGUUCAAGAUUAUGGAAGUUGGCUGGACAUAGGAACAAGCAUCAGUCACUAUGUUAUUGUGAUGUGCAUGACCAUCUUCAUGAUGUUGCUGAGCGGACUCGCUCACUUUCUUACGACAAAGAAAAUUGAAGUGUGGAGAAAAAAGAAACAUCAUUCCACUUGACAAUAUUAAACAAGCCUGGCACUGUCUGUCUCUGAAAGCCAACUAGAACUAAAAUAUAUAGUGUUCUUUUUUCCUAUGUGGAGGAUUGUAAUGCCAUGUGCAUGGUAUGUUUGGGAUAAAAAGGACAGACUCAGACCUGCAUUCAUAAGUUAAUGAAGCUCUGUACCUAUCGGAUAAUGUGUAUAUGUUAACUCAGGGAUCUGUAUUAUGCUCAUUGAAACAUUCUAUAUACUUUAUUGGUGUUAUAAUACAGUGGGCAUUGUAUAUUUUGCAAUUCAUGUAUUUUGAGGAUUAUUGCAUUGCUCCUGUGUAGCACCAUUACCUUAAUGUGAUCAUCAAGAUCAUCUUAAAAAAAGUUCUCAAAUAAAGUACAACAUUGUAAGUGAAAUCCAUUGAAAGACUGAGAUGAAAAAUAAGGGUUCGCUGCUAUGGAUAUCCAAUGUGCACUCUAAAGGUUAUUUUUGUACAGGGUUUU
Molecule: messenger RNA, 3541 nt
Organism: Pelobates fuscus (common spadefoot toad)
Lineage: Eukaryota; Metazoa; Chordata; Amphibia; Anura; Pelobatidae
Gene: PIGN
Product: phosphatidylinositol glycan anchor biosynthesis class N
Exons: 30
Coding region: 268-3066 (932 amino acids)
Biological process (GO): GPI anchor biosynthetic process
Cellular component (GO): endoplasmic reticulum membrane
Molecular function (GO): mannose-ethanolamine phosphotransferase activity
Source: RefSeq, a predicted model, not a curated record